GCGCGCAAGCCACAACGACAAGUCGUUCACGUUCACGACUCACGACUCACGUUCGCUCCGCGCCGCCAGUCAGCGACGGUCAUCGCCGGUGCUUUCACGGUGUCUCCGCCGUAUGGCCAUGCGUCGCUCCGCCGACCUGGUCACGAUACUCACGAUCGCAGGAGUACACAUCGUCGAUCGCCGAGGACGCCGAGCCGUCAGCCCGGCGCGUGCGGGGACGAACGGCAGACGGCGCGGUUCACCCCGAGCGGAGCAUUGCGGGCGUAACCCGCGUAACAUUCGGCCUGGGAGAGGAUCGUCGUGUCGAGAAACGAUUAGCGAGAAGCGAUCGCUCGAUCGAUGAGGCACGGGAUCACGCGAUAUCGGUUCGCUGCCGUGUCGCUACGGGACGUGUCGUUAUAUUCUCACGAAGAAGUUGAUCGCAGGAUAUAUAUGCGCUUGGGUAUUCCGCCGCUUUCUCGUCGGCUUUACGAAGGGAAGUCCAUCGCGCGUCUAAACUUUACUUACUUGCCACUCGAAAAGAGACUUCGUUCGCUAUUCGGCGAGUGCCAAUAAAAAAUUGCGAAGAAAAAGAAGAAGAAGAAGAAGAAGAAGUUCGCCUGAACAUAGUCAGUGAAAGGAUCAUCCGGGCAAAGUAACUGUAACCCUGCCGACGACUCGCAUCCCCCGAGAAAAGUCGCCGCUGCGCGCGGCACGCAAGCGGGAGGAUCUUGCCUAUCGCUGCGUCGCUUCGGCCGAAGCGAGUCAGUGCUACUCUCGAUUUCCGCGCGAGUACCACCGCUCCCGGUCUCUCGACAUCGAGGACGGAUUACAGCGCGUCGCGGUUCCGAUUUCACGGCGUGUCGGAUUCCGAGUCGCGAGUUCGCGCCGACGAUUCGUCACUCUGAAGAGACAGCGGAUUUUCCGCCGAAUGAGCGAAAACAACAAACGCAGUUCGUGAAAGUGAUCGAAUGGAGUGCCAGGGACAAUCAAAGGAAUCGAGGAUUUUUCGUUCUUCAAGUCUGGCGAUCUGGCGGCGGACGUUGAUGAGAAUCUGUCGAGUGUUGUAAUUAUCUUUUGCGCUCGCGAUACCAGUUUGACAUCUCGAUUUCGCGAGGAAAGACUCGGAACACAGAAACGGAACAGCUGGACGAUGCGACGGCGGAAUCGUUUCCCAUGUCUUUUCUGUGGCUGAACUAGUACAGUUUUGGAACUUGAACAGAGAUAGAUGUAUGUUCGAUAUUUGAUGAAAGCGACAAAGAGAGUUUUAGUGCAGGAAUAAAAAACAGCUCUUGAAUACAAACUUGUUAACGCACUGCUACCGCAUACGAAACCGCGACACCGCGAGGGUUUAACGCAACGCUCUUUGGCAUGGUUACGUAAACGACGGUUGUUGCGCGCUGGACCGACCCGAAGGUGGUUUUCUCCCGGGAGGAAGUGAACAGAAAACGUCGAGCAGCGACGCCAGCGAUAUCCCGUCGUCCUCUCUCCGUGCACGACGGUGGAAAAAAAAAGGGAAAAACAGGAGAACGCCGCAAGACACGUGUCCAUUAUCGGCAAUUGCGCUAAGCCGAUCGCGCGAUCGAGAAAAUCCUGUCCUAUCUCCGAAACGACGACGAUUUCUCCGACGAGUUUCACGAUCGACUGGUUUUGCGGAAGAGAUCGGCGAAAAAAAUCGCAGGAAAUAUUUUCAACGCGACUCCCCCGACUUCAACGGUGACAAACGAUGAGUGAUCUGACACUAUCGAUCGUCUCUCUCAGAGCGAUGUUGUGACUACGACGAGCCGAGUGUCGACGUAACGUCAUCGUGUGAUCAACAGUCGCUAUUUUAUUGCCGAGAGCGUCAAGAUAGCGCGUGGAACGUAGUGACGGUGUAAUCGCAACGAUUCAUCAAUUUCUCAGUAAAGAAUAUAAACAAAGGAAAGACAGGACACUGGUAUAGCCAGACUUAUUUAUAGUUAUAUCAGGAAGUUAAAAAAAAAAUAACAUACAAUUAUUUAGAAUUAUAUCAAGAAAUUAUAAAAGUAAUCUGAGAAUAACAAUAAACUCAAAAUCCUAAAUCAGGUGUCAUAUACUCUCAAGGAGAAGGUGAGAUAAAAUCUACGCUGGUGAAAUAAAUUCCAAAACUCUCCUAAAUACGAGAGGACAAUAUUUGAGGCACCAUCUGGCCUGAAAUUGUUGCAGCCGGAGGGCAUUCAGUGUCGAGACGCGAUCGGAAGGAAGUAACGUAUAGUUCUCUCCACUCUCGAUCGGGACCAUCAUAUAUCUCGCGUAAUGCACGUAAAUUAUGCGUCUCGCGUUUCUUUCUCCGAAGAAACGGAAACUAGAGGCAAGAACGAGCGAGAAGCGCGUUUACAUACCGAGAUAACGCGCCUGUGGCGCUUCCUUCACCUACGAUCUUCUUCCCGCCUCUCGUUACCGCGGUGUCCGCGGUGAGAAACAAAGUGCUUCGUGACUUCGAUACGGAUCUUUGGUGUCAACGUGUCUUGUCUAUUUACGAUCAAACGUGUCUGUAUUUGCGUAACGUUACACGCGUUUCUCGCGUGUGUUAAGUGUGCCAUGCGAGAGGACCCCGUCGCGACUCGCCUUUGAAAUUCGUCCAGUGGGACGCCCGACCGAUCUUUCGUGACUCACGCGAUUCGGGGAAGCUCGCGGAUGCCUAUCUGUGAUUUUCUCGGAAGUUCGAGGAGAACGGCCACGCCAUAAUUAUGCAUUCCGACGAAGAAUGUCGAUGCAACGCGAGAGAGUAUUUUAGACUUACGUCAAGGAAUGAAUGGAGGUCGUGCGAGAUUUGAGAAACGGCGAAAGUCAUCGGCGGUUCAAGGCGAAUUCAAGGGAUUUUUCGAUUAAUUUGUCUGACAUCUCCGCGAUGAAGAAGAGAAUCGAGUGAUAUUUCUCUGAGCGAACGCGCGAAACGUCCGAUACCGUUAUAUUCGAGCUCAUAUGGCUGAGAAUCCAUUUGCUUAGAUCUCGAAAGCAAACCCGUCGAUAAUAAUAUCUCAAAGAGUGUACACGUCAAGUAACUCGCGCGACGGCUCCUUUCUUACUUCACCGCUCGUAAGUAUCUUGAUGAUCGUUACGUCUGACCGGAUCUUUGUUCAAGAUGUUCGACGAAUCGUCUUCUGAAAAAUCGUGAAUCCCCAUAAGAAUCGUUAGACAUCGAGGAGAGUUUAACGUCCGUGGUGUUGCUGUUCGCAGAAACUGAAACACUUCGAUCCACUUUGAGUUGCAGCUACGCAGGAAUUCCUACGUUGCUUCUUUCUGAUCGGCGGCGCAGUAGCCAUGUCAUCGUCGGAUCGACACGACGGAUCAUCACGAGAAAUCGGCGUGGAGCUGGGAGAGAGUCAUCGUCGUCGGCCCGGUAUAUUUAGGGCCACCGAAUAACGCCGGCAACCGAGAGAUCGGUAACCGAAGGAUCGAUACGAGCGAAUCGAUCCACCAGCUCGCAACCUACGGCCUCCUUGCUGGCCUGGCCAGCUACUAUGCGAAUUGAAGCUCUCAGCACCCUCGUCGCGGUGGUUUGGCUGACCGCAGUCCUGUGCCCACGGCUUACUGCCGCCAACAAUCUAACUUUAUCCUCCUCCUCUCGAAGGCCCAGGGAAGAGCCUUUCAGAGGACAUAUUUCUCGCUGGGCAGAACCACUAGAGGAGUCGACGAACAAGCGGAUGACAUAUAGGGAGAUGCAGAUGAUACUGCGUCUAGAAGGCGAAGACGGCCGCCCGGUCGACUGCUGUCCUACGAUAGAGGAAAUGGUGGAACCGUUUGGCGGUCGAACUCGAGAAGACAUGUACGUCGAGCUCUAUCGGGAUGGCGAGAACGUCCAGAGAUUCUUCGAGUACUCCUGCAGGCUAGACGUUGUCGGCAAGCCGUGCAGGUUCGUCGAUCGGAAAUUCAGCAACCGGUCCAUAUGCGUACAAAAGCACUCGUAUACGUACGCUAUCAUCAAGAGUCCUGGAUCGAAGAUUGGAACGGAGGAGCACAGAAGGCACCACCACAGAGAACGCCAUCAUUUUCCCGCGUUUUCCGGUAACACCGUGAGCGGAUCCGAAUGGACGUUGGACUACAUCAGAGUACGAAGUGGGUGCAGCUGCGAGAUCAUGCCGAAGCCGAAGAAGAAGAAAAUUGCGGCGAAGACGAAGAAAACGAAGAGCAAACAGCGUCAACCAAGGGACCAAGAGUCGGAUUUAGAAACGUGAAAGUGUCGAUUCGUGUCCUAAUGACAGUAAUUGUAUUGCGACUGACAAGAAAAUGCGCGUGCGAAUGUGAGAUUAUGUAUAAGAUGUGGGAAUGUGCGUCUGAAGAGUAUUACUAAUCGUCGGAUGCAAUGAAAACGUUACCAACAAUCAUAUCAUCGAUUUUUCUGAUGACAAUUAUUUACGUAAUGAUAAUUUAUUAGACAUUAUGUGGACGUAGAACGCGCCGUUUUGUAAAUGACGCGUUUAAAGUCGGUCAAUCGAUUUA
This is a messenger RNA of Acromyrmex echinatior (Panamanian leafcutter ant), 4440 nucleotides long. RefSeq lists its product as uncharacterized. Lineage: Eukaryota; Metazoa; Arthropoda; Insecta; Hymenoptera; Formicidae. The record is from RefSeq and is a predicted model, not a curated record.